Guillardia theta CCMP2712 is the source of this 2100-nucleotide messenger RNA. RefSeq lists its product as hypothetical. The transcript is spliced from 20 exons. The record is from RefSeq and is a predicted model, not a curated record. The coding region runs from base 1 to 2100 and encodes 699 amino acids. NCBI's taxonomy places the organism in Eukaryota, Cryptophyceae, Pyrenomonadales, Geminigeraceae.
AUGGAGGGGAAGGAGAAGAAGGAAGGCAAACAGAGCUCAUCGAAACUGGAGGCGCUAGAAAACAAGAAGCUGAUUGAACGACUGCAGUUCGAGAAAGAGUCUCUUCAGAGUCGGGUUCGUGAGCUAAUCUCUUCCCAUGAGAAGGAAGUUCAAUCCCAGCGGACAAAGUAUGCUGAGCUGCUCGCACAAAAGGACAGAGGGAGCACGGAGCAGAAGUUGUUGCACUCAAUUUCUGCAGCUCUCGUGUCCCUGUUCAUCGAGAUCAAGGAAAGGAAGGCGCUGACAGUGUCCGAGGAAAUGGAAGCAGAGCAUCGCGCGCUCAACAAGGCGAAUCCGAUGGUGAUCCUCUCGUACAUCCGAACGCACAUCAGAAGUUUGCUGUCUUCCUACGAAGACUCGGAGCUCGAACUUCGUGCUCAGCUCAAACUUGCGUAUGAGGAAGCGCAGAGAAAUGCGAAAGAUCUCAAGGAGAAAGUGCAGGCGGCACAGGAUGGGCAGCUGCGAGCAUUGAGCAUUGCGGAGGAAGCAAAGGACAAGCUCGAGGACGCGGAGCUCGCCAAGGAUUCAGCUCUAACGGACACAAAGAAUCUGAUCGAUCAAGUAAAGAGCGACCAGAUGGCGCUGGUGCUGCAGAUGAGGGCUAAAGGGGAAGAGAACGAGAAGCUUCAGAGGGUGAUCGAGGAGAAGGAGCGUCAGUUGAAGCAGCAGGAGGCACAAGUGCUAAGAGUUUCAGGGCUGGAAAGUGAGAUUCAGACUCUCAAGGCCGAAAAUUUGUUAUCAAGAAAGAAACUCGAGGCUCAGCACAAUGCCAAGACGUCGCAUUACAAGAAUGAGAUUAAGAAGUUAGCAAUGAUUGAGGCAGAGAAUGAAAGUUUACAAGCGAAGCUGAAGUUGUUGGAGUUGGAGUUGAAGAAUGCAAGGACUGCCUACACCUCCACCAGCUUUCAAUCAGAACAAAUGAAAGCUCAGAGGUUUGAGAAGCUGCACCAGACCAAGUCCAAACAAGUUGAGGAAUUGGAAGCAAAGAUCCGUUCACUGCAGAAGGCGGCAGAGAAGAACGAGAAGGAUGCAGCGGAGUGGAGAGACAAAUACAAGAAACUGUAUGAAGCUGUCAAGAAGCAGGGGAUGGAGGUCAAAGAGAAAGACAAGGAAAUCCAACAGUUGACAACAAGAAUCAAGCGUCUCUCAUCCUCGAACUUGAAUUCAAAGUUGUCAGAGAAGAACUUUCUCAACGAAAAGAUGCAACUGUCUGAAAAGAUCAACGAACUACAUCACAAGCUUCAUCUGGCCGAGGACGCGAACUCGGAGCUCCUCGACUUGGUUUCCCAGCAGGAGGAGACAGUAGCACCUCACCGACGUGCCACCUCCCCCAUGGAAUCUCCACCCCAGCGCAGGGGCUCUAUGACAGGGAGCGUUUCCUCUCCUCCCGCCUCCCCCACGAGGAGACGGAACUCUGCUUACAGCGUCAGCUCGAUCCUCCAGCACGAGGAAGAGAUGAGCGUCACUGAGAUGGACGAGGAGGAUCAGAUUCCCUUCAGAGCGUCGCGCGUCCCCCUCCGCCCCUUCUCUGCUGUUGGCCGACGGUCUGCAAGGCUUGAUAUCAUCCCCGAUGAGCUGCUGGAGGACCGGGAGGAAGAGAAGGCGUCGAAGCAGCCGCAGGCGUGGGAAGAGACGGUCGAUGGGACGACAGUGUCGCGCAUUUCCGAGCUCGAGGAGGCGAAUAGGCGGAUGACAGUGGAGCUGAAGCAGAUGAAGAACGUCAUGGCAAUCUCUCGAGGAGCGGCUGAUGCUUAUGAGGCUGUUGUGGCUCGAUUGGGAAAGAAAGAGGACCAGUCGAGGUCUAUAGAGGAGGAGGAGGAGGACGUUGCGGAACUGCCGGAGAGAACAAGGGCUAGCAAGAGCAGGAAAAGUCAAGUGGCCAAGAUGCGCGAGUUGACCUCCUUUCACCGCCCCCCUCGUCCUCAAUCAGCUCCCCCUGGACGAGACCCAUUGAUUUCUCGUCCCUCCUCUGCCCUUAGGAAGGACACGCCGACCACCAGCAGCAAGCUCGGAAGAUCACGAGUGCCUCGUCCCAGCUCAGCCAUCCCCGGGAACGCGUGA